Messenger RNA from Gossypium arboreum, 1161 nucleotides. RefSeq lists its product as uncharacterized. Gene Ontology annotation, biological process: intracellular cholesterol transport. The record is from RefSeq and is a predicted model, not a curated record. Gene Ontology annotation, cellular component: trans-Golgi network; recycling endosome. The coding region runs from base 353 to 871 and encodes 172 amino acids. The transcript is spliced from 8 exons. Lineage: Eukaryota; Viridiplantae; Streptophyta; Magnoliopsida; Malvales; Malvaceae.
AUUAUUUUACAAAAAAAAAAAUAGAGGGGAAAUCAAAAUCCCGCUCACUCGUAAAAAAUAACUUUUGCUUACUCACUCGUUACUCUUCUUCUCAUCUAUGUCGCUCGCCCUAAAUCUUUUUCUCUCGAUCCUUCGUUUCUUUUCACUGUCUAGAUAUAUCCGCCUCUCUCAUCUUCCGUUGUUUAUACGUUUGGUUGUUGUUGAAGAAGUGCUACUACCAUGGCUACAAAGAAGAGCGUUGGGGACUUGAAGGAAGCUGAUUUGAAGGGAAAGAAAGUGUUUGUUAGAGUCAUUUGAUUUAUUUUUGAUUGAUUAAGCUAGAUCUGUUGAUGAUGGUCGUGACGCUCAAGCUAUGUGUCUAAAGGAAUUCUUCGCCGAUCCUUCUCAUUUUCCUGUUGAUCAGAUUUCUCGCCACAACUCUCUUGGAGUUGUAGACCCUCAAAGUUUGCUAGAAGAGAAAGAAGCAAUAGAAGAAAAAUUAGCACUUAGUGACUAUGAAUUACGGUUAGCUCGAGAAGAUGUUAUGAAACUGAAGACUGAGUUACAAAGGAAAGUAGAUCUCCUUCGGGAUAGAUUGAGUGAAUCAAGUGUGAGCAAUAACAUAAAUCAUGCUCUGGAAGUCCAUCAGCACAAGAGAGAUGUUCCCUUAUCUACUUUAGGCCCAUUGAAGGCUAAUGAACGUAAAGAUCUGAAUUGUGCGGUUACAGAUCAGAACCUUGAUGUUUGGGCAAACUCACCAGCAUCUGUGCCUGAUGCCUUGUGCCAUUACUAUUAUCAGUACCUGUCUUCAAGUUCGGAAGCUGCUGAGGGAAUCUUAUGCAUUGGCCUUCUCAAACGUUCUCGCCAGCAAAAGGAAAUUACAAGGGAAUAAGCAAUUCAAGAUCUGGAGGAAUUGGAGAGAAGAAGAGAAGAACUUGAACAAAUGCUGUUGGCAGAAAGGGUAUGAGAGAAUAUGGGUGAUUAAGUCAAAUGGAGAAAGGGACAUCAUGUCCUUGUUGUGUGCAAGUGUUUUCUCCCUGAGAGAGGCAAGGAACCUGACAUCAAGAAUUCAUUUUCUCUUAUCUUUUAUUUAUUUGUGUAAAUCAUUUUUCUUUGUUUAGUGACACAAUGAAUCUUUAUACAUAAUUUCUGUUGAGUUGCAUAUAAAUGAUUUUUUAAAAA